Messenger RNA from Parasteatoda tepidariorum (common house spider), 2205 nucleotides. Lineage: Eukaryota; Metazoa; Arthropoda; Arachnida; Araneae; Theridiidae. The record is from RefSeq and is a predicted model, not a curated record.
AUGUCCCUAGAGACAACAAAUGAUCUUUGGGUAGAUUAUGCAUCCCAAGCAACCACUCAUGGUCUACGAAGGAUAGUUGAAAGCAGAAAAACUGGAUGGAAAAUUUUCUGGGUUAUUAUUUUUUUAAUAGCCCUAGCUGCUUGCACAUAUCAUUGUUCGUUUCUAAUACGAAAGUAUUUAAAUUUUGCCAAAGUAACAACAGCUGAAGAAAUUCAUUCUAGAGAACUUGAUUUUCCUGCUUUGACGGUCUGCAAUUUAAAUAUAUUAAAGAAAUCUUUCUUUGAUGACCAGUUAGCAAAAAAUCAAAAUUCCACUUAUAAUAGAGAUAAAGGUUUUUGUUUCGAGUCUGAAAGCCAGUUUUUAAAUGAAAGUCAAGCAAAAGAUUUGAGUGAUAUAUGGGGAAACCUUGGAAUAACACUUCAACACCUUCAAACAUAUGGACAUAAAGUGUAUGAUUUAAUUGUGCAAUGCACAUAUAAUGCAAAAGAUUGUUUUGACCAAAGUAUUACAAAAUAUUUGCCACUAGUGACGGAAAAUAUAACAAUCACUGAUUACCCUUCAACAAGAUUAGGUUAUUGCCAUACAAUCAAAUUGAAUCAAAGCACACUCGGAAAAGUUAGACGAACAGGUCAAACUCUUGGUUUGACUUUAACCUUGAAUAUAGAAAGAACUCAAUAUUGGGAUUUAUUAUCACCUGAAUAUGGAGUUCGAAUCAUGGUUCACCCUCGUUACGCGUAUCCUACAGUUGAUCGGGGAGGAAUAGUUCUGCAUCCGGGUACCAAGUCUUACAUGAGUAUUAGAAUCCGAGAAAUUGAAAGACUUUCUACUCCGUAUGGUGAUUGCUCAAAAAGUUUUGAAGAUUCUCCAUUAUAUGAUAUUUUAAAAGCAAGAGACAGCUUUAUUUUGAAGAGUCGUCAGUAUUAUACAUAUGAAGAUCCAGUCGAGAAAGAUAUCAGCAGUUUGGGAGCAAGAGACAGAGCCGAGGGCUCGGUGUCUUACGUUAAAAUCUCCGACGAUGAUGAAGGGACAAUCACGCUGAAUUGGACUAUAAUUGCCGUUGCAAUUUCUGCAGCACUGGACCCUAGUACAUGGGCCCUGAUGUUCAGAGGAAAGGCCUCCACAGUUGUGGCAUCUGGUUGGGGAUUUACAUUUUGCCAAUCAGUUUGUCGGGAAUUGCACCUUCUUAACAAGUGUGACUGCGUUGAAGAACAAUUCAUCAACAGUUCAUUUAAAUUUUGCAAUCCUUGCAAUGAUAAGGAAGGUAAAUAUUUUCAAGAAGGUUAUUUUUUAUGUAGCACACUAGAAUUUAUUGAAAAAAGAUGCAAAGAUAGGUUCAAGAAAGAAUUUGAUGAUGAUGAAAACAACAAAUGCACCGUGCUCUGCAAGCCAGCAUGCCAAGAUACCCGGUAUGAUGUUACUUUAUCAACAUCAGAAUGGCCUAAUUUAGAAUUUCAAGAAUUUGUCCUUGACCGGUGGCCUGACCUCAGACCAGACUUUCUAGAAAAUCCAGAUGAUAACAGUUCCACCCAACUAAAUGAAACAUUUAUUAACAAAAACUACUUGAGAGUUCACAUUUUUAUUCAAGAAAUGAAUUAUCUUCGGUUUAUGGACAUUGAAGCUUACACGCUUCCUGAGUUGUUUGCUGAUUUAGGUGGUUGUUUAGGUUUAUACAUUGGAGUAUCUGUCAUAUCUAUCAUCGAAUUUCAAGAACUGUUAUUUCACAUACUAGUUCUGUUUGCAACAAAAUUAAAUCAUAGUUUCUACAUCGACUCUGGUGGUUCACUAAACGACGGAAGAGCCAGAAGCCGGUCAGUUGAUGAUUUGAUCAGAUUCUCAAACAAAACUUAUGUUCGUGAUCUUAGGCCUGACGGACCAACACCGCCAUCAGUUUGGGUUCGUGGAAAAAAAGGAUGUAAAUGUCAAAAUGCAUUCACAAUCAGUGAUGCUCAAUAUUUAGCAAAGAGUGAUGCCAUCCACAAUAAUCUAUGCCUUAACUGCUUAUCAGGUGAUGAAAAUCAUCUAAAAAAACAUAACAGAAGAAGACAUUUUAAAACUGUUAUCAGUGCAGCUCCCAGCAUCAGUCAUUCAAAUUAAGAUGCAUUUCAACAAAUAUAAAAAAAAUAAACAAUAGGAAAUCUGUAAAUAAGUAUAACUGCUUUACUUUCGAAAAAAAGUAUAAUAAAAAUAUUCCAUUUAAGUGAAAAA